UCGGAUUUGAGCAGCUGCCGGCGCGGAUGAGACCGCGGUCGGAGCCGGGCCGCAGCGAUGCCUGCGCGCAGCCGCCACCGCCCCAGCCUCCACUCCGGCUCGCCUACCCGGGCUCCGCCCCCACCGCUUGAGGCGUCUCUCUCCAGGGAGGCCCGGAGGGCACCGGACUCCGGCAGCGGCUCGGACGCCGACCCGGAGGCGGGUCCGGGGAGCGCGAUUCGGAACAAGGAGACAGUUGAAGAAGAAAUGGCUGGUCCUAAUCAACUCUGCAUUCGCCGCUGGACUACCAAGCAUGUAGCUGUUUGGCUGAAGGAUGAGGGCUUUUUUGAGUAUGUGGAUGUUUUAUGCAACAAGCACCGACUUGAUGGAAUCACAUUGCUUACACUGACUGAAUAUGAUCUCCGAUCUCCUCCUCUGGAAAUCAAAGUCUUAGGGGAUAUUAAAAGGUUAAUGCUCUCAGUCCGAAAAUUGCAGAAAAUACAUAUUGAUGUUUUAGAAGAGAUGGGAUACAACAGUGACAGUCCCAUGAGCCCCAUGACUCCAUUUAUCAGUGCUCUUCAGAGUGCAGAGUGGCUCUGUAAUGGGGAGCCUUCACAUGACUGUGAUGGACCCAUCACUGACUUGAGUUCUGAUCAAUACCAGUAUGUGAAUGGUAAAAACAAACAUUCUAUUCGAAGAUUGGACCCAGAGUAUUGGAAGACCAUACUGAGUUGUAUAUAUGUUUUCAUAGUAUUUGGAUUUACAUCUUUCAUAAUGGUUAUUGUCCACGAGCGAGUGCCUGACAUGCAGACCUAUCCACCACUCCCAGAUAUAUUCUUAGACAGCGUUCCCAGAAUUCCAUGGGCCUUUGCCAUGACAGAAGUAUGUGGCAUGAUUCUGUGCUAUAUUUGGCUCCUGGUUCUUCUUCUUCACAAGCACAGGUCCAUACUUCUGCGAAGGCUUUGUAGUCUGAUGGGCACUGUCUUCUUGCUUCGCUGCUUUACCAUGUUUGUGACCUCCCUCUCCGUGCCAGGACAGCACCUUCAGUGUACUGGAAAGGUAUAUGGCAGUGUAUGGGAGAAAUUACACCGGGCCUUUGCCAUUUGGAGUGGCUUUGGUAUGACCCUGACUGGCGUUCACACUUGUGGAGAUUACAUGUUCAGUGGCCACACAGUCGUCCUAACUAUGCUGAAUUUCUUUGUCACUGAAUAUACACCAAGAAGCUGGAAUUUCUUGCACACUUUAUCCUGGGUUCUCAACCUCUUUGGAAUCUUCUUCAUUUUGGCUGCCCAUGAACAUUAUUCCAUUGAUGUGUUUAUUGCCUUUUAUAUCACAACGAGACUCUUUUUGUACUACCAUACUCUAGCCAAUACCAGAGCAUAUCAGCAGAGUAGGAGAGCAAGAAUUUGGUUUCCCAUGUUUUCUUUUUUUGAGUGCAAUGUUAAUGGUACAGUCCCAAAUGAAUAUUGUUGGCCAUUUUCAAAACCAGCAAUAAUGAAAAGACUAAUUGGAUGAAGACUAUCUUUAUAAAGGGCUCAUGACUAAAAAUGCAGUCAUUGUUGAAAGUAACCUUGGUUUCUGCCCUAGCUUGUUCCUGAAUGUCUUGGUUUUUUGCCUAUGUGUUGACAAAGUUCUCUGUCCUGAGCGAGGCUGUGACCAUAGCAAGCAAACAAGAACAAUCAAGAGUCCUUACCUGUCUGUCAAACAAAAGUUUAAGUAGAUGUUUUCUGCCCCUUCUCUUUAGGCAGACUUAAUGUUAUGAUUGAAGUCAGGCUCUUAGCUUUACCUUUUGAGUAUUUGCCUAUUGAACUUAAGCUUAAGCUAAUCAGCGUAAGCAGUUUGCUGGUUGAAAGGUGUUAAAAAAAAAAUUCCAGUAAGACUGCAGGCAAGAAAUAUUGAGAAGAAUACUAAUAAUUUGUUAAGCUCCUUAUUUUCUUCAAAGGAAAAACCCCUACCCAAUGAGCAGUACCUGUUCUUUAACUAAUCUCUGUGUCUUUCUAAAAAAAUGCAACUCUGGGAAGUGAUCCAUUUUACUGACAAAUUAAUUUUUGCCUUCUGAACUGUCUGUAAGAAAAGUAUACUGAAUAUACCAGGAUCCUUGAAACGAGAAUGAAAGAGGCCAUAUAUAAGAUGACAAAGUACAAAUACAACACUGGCAUUUUUUCACCAAAAUUAACAAAAGAUUCAGUUCUGUUUUUGUUCUAAGGGUUUAGUAUGAUCAUCAGUAAGUAUUCAUGAGGGAAAAAAUGUCUGCGUCCAUAAAAAUAAAAUUGGCUUAAAUUUAGUGAUGAAAGUACCUGGAAUAACUGUUCUGUGACUGUUAGCUGGAUAGAUGACAGGCCAAUUUUAUGCUUUUUAAUGAUGUUAUUUAAUGAGCAAAAUGAGAGUUUUUAUCAGAUGUUAGAUAAAGUUCUUAUGUCCUUAAAUGGGGAUGUUUGCAUGCAAAUUUUUCUCUUUCUGAAAUUUAUAACAGGUUGCAGGCAUAAUAUAACUAGUUGGUUUUUGAAAUUUCUCAUCUUGACCAUCAGACAGCCUCAGACGCAUUUGGAUAUGAAAAGGUUUUGUUCUUUUUUAUUUUUAAAUACAGUUGUGUACAUACAUUCUUUCUAUUUAGCUUUAAUUUGGCAGUCAGGAGUAAUAUAACUUAGUUGCUGUUUACAACACUAGAAAUUUAGUACCUUAAGUAAUUUGACCUCUGUGAUAACCUUUGUCACUUUAACUUUUAAUGAUUUUGUAUAGUAGUUCUGAUAGUAGGAUGGUUCUAGAAUUAGAAGUUGAACCCCAACUCAUGAGCUUAGCCACUUGGAAUAUUAAUUGUGUAGUUUUGCAUUCAACUUUAAAACAAGGAGUUAGAAAAGGUGCUGGCAUAUUGAGGUCUAAAAUUAGGCCACUUAGCAGAAACAUGCUGUUUAUAUAGUGAAAUAUUUUGUUUUUGCACUUUGAGUCAUAUUCCCACCCCCUGUAAGUUACAGAGGAGCCUGAGUGGAUUGGGCAGGAAACAAAUAUAAUGCAAGCAAGUUUCAGCUAGUGCUGAGUGACCCCAGUUUGGGUCUUCUCUGAAUAUUGUUUUUUUAUUUUUCACUUGAGAAAAUGUCAUGAGAUAAUUUAGUUUUAUUAUGCUUUUAAAUCUCAUACUUUAGAAUCUGAUAAUACCUUAAAUUCUUGAUUCUGUUACAUUCUGGGGAUGAAAAUGUCAACAUUUCAUCCAAGGAAAGUGCAUAAUCAUGAAGGUUGAAGGAUGUUUCCUAUGCAGUAAGAGUAGUUUGACCCUUGAAUUCAAAAGAUAUGUAACAUCCACUUUUUCCAAAUGACAGAAGAAACCUGAAUUUAACUAGGAAGGGACUGAUGUUGGCUUUUGGGAAAAUGUUUGGAAAAAAUCCAUGGCACCAUUAAAUCAAGAAUGUUGAAUAAGUACUUAAUGGUAAAUUUCCUAACAGCAGUCUUCUUUCCUUCAUAUGGAUUUUAUUCUAGAACAAAAUAGGAAAAAAAAAAUUACAACUAACUUAGCAGAGCUAUUGAUACUGAGAGUGCCUAACAGCAGACUGCAAUGAGGAGUAUAAAAUAACUUCCCAACCUUCCUUUUACCGUAUCCGUUUUGAGGAAAAGGUAAGCUAGAUUUAUAAUUUAUUGUUAUAACUAUUACAAGGCAGUGUUUACAUACAUUAAUCAUCUCCAGGUCUCUUCCUUAGAAAACUUUGAGACAACAUUUUUUUCCAUUUCUUUUUUUAAUAUAAAACUUAUAUUUUUGUUACUUAUUGUUUUAUCCAGAAAUUUCCAGAUUUUGUCUUUGUAUCUUUUUUCUUGUAACAAUUUUGUUAAAACCAUAGUGAAAGUAGAAUUUACAUUUUGACUGUGACUGUGGCUAGGUAGAGAAGCUGCAUGCCUCAGAUCUACAGAUUUUUCACCUUGUAUGCAGUUUCAAACAUGUGAGAGGUUUACCUCAUUAAACACUGAGACUUCAGUAUAGAGGGAACCAAGGCAAUUUUUUGUUCAGGGAUGCAAACUGGAGGUUAUACUGAAAGUCUUCCAUGCAAUUUCUCUCUUCUUAAGGGCAGCAUUACCCUUUUUUCUUUUUGUAAAAUUCCUUGCAGGACAAUGUUACUGAAGGUUAGUUGAAGUUUGUAGAGAAUAUCAGGUUUAGAAGAAGGCAAAUUUGCUACUAUCACCACAUAAUUUGGGAGAAACUUUUUUUGGCUAUGCUGCAGAAUUUUCACCAUGCCUAUCUUCUCGAUAGUCCUCUGUAGCCAAAAUUGCUUGGGUAAAAAUAGACCUUCCAUAUGCUAGGUCUGUUUAUUAGUGUCACUUUAAAUCAGAACGUAGUGAACUCAGCCACAGAGCCAGUCAGUUAAAGGAGUGUGGACUGUCACAGGAAGAACUCCACGCUAGAGACCUGCUGAUAAUGUAACUCUGGCACUGCAAGUGGCAUUCUCCCCUUCCCUGUACCUGCUUAAAAUUCUUACUUAAAACAAUAAGGACAGAGGUGCCAAAUCCUUUUACAGCUAAUAUGAGACCCUGUGUUUUGAGGACACCUGUUUGGAAAGUGUUAUUUAUAUAUUCAAAGUGAUAGUCAUAACACUAACCUGCUUUGACUGUAUUCAGUAAAAAAGCAAUUUCAUUGUCAGUUUCAUAGUAAACUUCUUUUAAAGGAUUCUUGUUCCAUAGUGUUUUAGAACAUUAACCAUAUUCUUGUUUUAAACUCUUUAAUAAACUUAAUUCUUUGAUUGUCUUCUUGUAGACUUAAAUUAUCCCUUGCUAAAACUAAUUAUAGUAACAAUCAUUUGCCAGUUCUUUACAGGCAUUUGAGAUAAGGUAACUCUUUUAUAGAAUAGUCCCAUGGCUUUCUUAAACAGUAUUGGUUUCAUUUAGAGAGUUUCAGAGCCAACAAAGUAUGUCAACUUUAAUGCCAUCUUUACUUGGCCAUUACAGUUUGCAUUUGUGAAAUGUUUAAUCUGAAUUACCCUGUACUGCUAUAGAGGAAAUUGUUAGUAACAUCAGAAGUCAGACUGUUGCUACAAGUGACCAAUGAGAAAGGAAGGAGGUUGAAGGUUUUUCCCUUCUCUUUUAGUAGCUUUGAAUGACUGAAAUUACUAUGGAACUAGGUUUUGAUGCCCCUCUCGCUUAAUCCUCACCCCCAGCAAAGACCACCAAUUUCAAGUAACUAAAAUGUGGCCUAUUAUUUUGCAUUAAGUUGAAUUAAAACAUCUGUCCAAUCUAUAAGCCAUAAUUCAGCUUCCCCCAAAGUUAAUUUUUUAGACUACGGUUCUACCUUAUAUUAGCCAAGGACUUUUUCUCUGUGUACUCCAUGUUUAUGCAUAAAGAAGUUUUGUACCUAAUAUGGAAGGAGAGGGAAUACUAUGUUAAUUUUGCUGUUAUUUCAGCUCUGUUUCAAUCUGAACUACUGGGUUGUCUGCACUAGUGAAGCAUUGUUACCAGUUAGUAAUACCAUCUUUAAAAUGUUCCAUUUUAAUAAUUUCUUAUUCAAAGAAUCUAUGACUUGUUAGGACAACUGAAGUAUUUCUGAUACGAAACAAAAGAAGUGGAGACUGGUACUUAAUGGGGGAAGCAAAAUUAGCUUGGGCUAAAAUGGGCAUGUUUUGUUCUAUGAAUUCUACCUAGAUGUUACCCAAUGUGCAGAGAAACUAGUAUUACUUGAAGAUGUGAAAGUUCCUGUGGUAGCCAUACCUUGAAGCACAGUAUUGUAUAUAAGUAAAUAUCUCAAUUCUAAAUUAAAUCCAGAUUUAACUAAUAUAUAUUAUUUUAUAUCUUUGUUGUAUUAAAAUGUUUAAAAACACUAAAAAUAAAACAUUUGAAAAUUGGA
This is a messenger RNA of Capra hircus (goat), 5797 nucleotides long. It is a transcript of the gene SAMD8, whose product is annotated as sterile alpha motif domain containing 8. Gene Ontology annotation, cellular component: Golgi membrane; endoplasmic reticulum membrane. Bases 58 to 1494 code for a protein of 478 amino acids. The record is from RefSeq and is a predicted model, not a curated record. Gene Ontology annotation, biological process: ceramide biosynthetic process. Lineage: Eukaryota; Metazoa; Chordata; Mammalia; Artiodactyla; Bovidae. The transcript has 6 exons. Gene Ontology annotation, molecular function: ceramide cholinephosphotransferase activity; sphingomyelin synthase activity; protein binding.